AUGUCUUGUUGUCGCUGUUUUCAUCGUCUACGAAGUAAAAGCAGAGAAAACAAUACAACAGACGAACCUGUGGAGAAUCAUCAUCUUCAUGAUAUAAUUGACUGCACGCCAAUGGAUUUAUCUCGUUUAUCAAUACGAAUUAUGGUGGUUUUGCAUGAUACUUGGAAUGUGGCUACUGUAUUAUACCACCAGUGUUAUCACCAUGAUCCUUAUACUAAUUAA
Molecule: messenger RNA, 222 nt
Organism: Heterobilharzia americana
Lineage: Eukaryota; Metazoa; Platyhelminthes; Trematoda; Strigeidida; Schistosomatidae
Source: the annotation of a GenBank genome assembly